UUGAUAAUACGCUGAAACUUCUACAGUAGUUAGAUUUAAUUGUUCAUUCCAGAUUCAAUAUAAAACUAGUUAUUGUCAUUUGUACGCAGCUUUUCAAUUUGAUCAUGAUACCAAUUGUGUUCAUGGUACUAUUUGUUCAGCUGGGAUCUACUGAGAAUAAUGGAAUGGGGCUAACCCCCACAAUGGGGUUCAUGAGUUGGGAAAGAUUCAGAUGCCAAACGGAUUGCGUGAACUUUCCUAAUGAGUGCAUAAAUGAGAAUUUGUUCAUGACGAUGGCGGAUGCGAUGGUCACUUUUGGCUUGAAGGAUGCCGGCUACACCUAUCUCGCCAUAGACGACUGUUGGCUCAUGAAGAACAGAAGCGCAGAUGGCCAUCUGGUAGCCGAUCCGGAUAGGUUUCCCAGUGGAAUAAAGGCACUGGCUGAUUACAUGCACGAGAGAGGACUGAAACUGGGUAUUUAUGAAGAUGUCGGGUCAAUCACAUGCGAUGGAUAUCCUGGAAGUGAAGGCUACGAAGACACUGACGCACAAUUAUUCGCUUCAUGGGGUGUAGACAUGCUGAAGUUCGAUGGAUGCAACAUUGAUCUCGAAGGGUUGAGAGCAGGCUAUAAAAAGAUGGCAAAGUCACUCGUUGAUACCGGCCGGGAUAUUUUAUACGUGUGCGAAUGGCCUUAUUAUGAUGCAAAUGUGAGCUACGCUGAAGUUAACUUAUACUGUAAUCAGUAUAGAAACUUCCACGACAUGGAUGACUGCUGGGACGCGCACGGUAUCUUCCAGAAAAUUAUGUAUUAUGCAGCUAAUCAGGAUAAAUUUGCAAAAUACAGCGGACCAGGGCACUUCGUCGAUCCGGACCAGUUAAUGGUUGGAAACCCUGGAACUUCUUUUGGACAUCAGAAGAUCCAGAUGGCAAUGUGGUGCAUGUGGAGUGCCCCGUUGAUUGUAUCUUCCGACCUCCGAUCCAUAAAUGAAGCAGAACUCAGUCUUCUGCUGAAUCGAUACUUGAUCCGGAUCAAUCAGGACCCCCUCGGACAAAUGGCUAAACAGGUCAUGAGUGAAGCGAAUGGCGCAACUCAAGUAUGGCUCAAAGAGCUUGGGGACCAUACUUUUGGAGAAUACGCUAUCUGCACUUUUCACGCUAAAUCUGAUGACCAAACAAUUCUUCUCUAUUUCUCACUGAAGUCGUUAGGAAUUGACCAGCCACCUAAAGGAUUUGGCUUUCUUCUAACCGAUGCCUUCACAGGAAAUACACUGGUUUCAGUUCCAAUUUUCUGGCAGACUCAAAUUAAAGUGUACGUUGCUGCAUUCGAUGCAAUUGUGUGGAUCGUUCAACAGAAAAAGAUCGGAAGCUCAGCUGUUCCCGAAAAAGUUAUAUAUCGCAGAAGUCACUAAGUUUUUGCAUCUAACCUUUUGUCUAGUGGACAUAAUAUGAAUAUUUUCUAUAAACGCCUAUAAGACGUAAAAUUUUUCAAUUAUUUGCAUGGCGUGCAUUGAAAUUGAAAAAUUUACUUGAAAACAAAUACUAUUGAUAAACUCGUAACUAUUCAAAAGCCUAUUGGUCUGGUGUUCGAAGAUAAUUCCGAAGAUCUGAGUGUAAAAUAUUUGCAUAAUUAUACGGUAACUUGAUUGAUCA
Symsagittifera roscoffensis is the source of this 1629-nucleotide messenger RNA. RefSeq names its product alpha-N-acetylgalactosaminidase-like. The record is from RefSeq and is a predicted model, not a curated record. The transcript is spliced from 4 exons. Bases 105 to 1388 code for a protein of 427 amino acids. NCBI's taxonomy places the organism in Eukaryota, Metazoa, Xenacoelomorpha, Acoela, Convolutidae. Gene Ontology annotation, cellular component: cytoplasm. Gene Ontology annotation, biological process: oligosaccharide metabolic process; glycoside catabolic process. Gene Ontology annotation, molecular function: alpha-galactosidase activity.